Drosophila hydei is the source of this 1334-nucleotide messenger RNA. RefSeq names its product putative gustatory receptor 2a (gene Gr2a). Gene Ontology annotation, cellular component: membrane; neuronal cell body; axon. The transcript has 3 exons. The record is from RefSeq and is a predicted model, not a curated record. Gene Ontology annotation, biological process: sensory perception of taste. The coding region runs from base 1 to 1296 and encodes 431 amino acids. Lineage: Eukaryota; Metazoa; Arthropoda; Insecta; Diptera; Drosophilidae.
AUGGACAUUUACGAUGCACUGACGCCACUGCAACGAGCUGGCCAAUUGUGCUGCCUAUGGCAUUGGCGCUUGGACAGUGCCACACAUCAGCUGAAGCGUUCGCGCUGGCUGGAGCUCUACGGCUUCGUUGUGCUGCUCCUGUCCACUGGGUACUUGCUGUACAGCUUGUUCGAUGCGAGUCGCAAUGUCGUUGCCAAUGGCGAGACGACGGAGACCACCAAUAUUGGCCAUACGGUGGAUGCUAUACAACUGGUUGGCAUACGAGUGGCGCAUGCAAUAGCGCUGCUGGAGGAGCUUUGGCAGCGGCAGGCGCAGAGUCAAUUUGUGGUGCAGCUGCGCCAGAUCGAUCUGGAUUUUGCCAAUUUGCUGCAGCUGGACGUGAACAAUGGACAGCUGCGCCGUCACUUGGGCCGCCUAGCGCUGUGCAUGCUCUCCGGCUAUGCCAUUAGCCAGGGCUUCAUAUUGUUUACGAAAUUGCUCUCGGUGGAUAUCACGUUUAUUUACUAUUGGCUGAGCUACCUGCUGCCCCUGCUGGUCUGCGGCCUGCGCUACUUUCAGAUCUACGCGUCCAUUAUGGUUGUGCAGCAGCGCCUGGAGUUGCUACUGCGCAUGCUCGACUCGCUGCAGCUAAACGAGGCGUUGCCGGAGAAGCCACAAGUCUGCCGCUCCAUCAAUGAGAAGCUGCAACUGGAGGCAGAGGCGGCCGCUUGCAUGCAACGUCUGUUGGCUGCCAGAAAGCUAUAUCAAAGCUUGUGGAUGUUGGUCGAUCUGCUGAAUCGCUGCUAUGGCCUGUCGAUGCUGGUCAAUUUGGGCAACGACUUUCUGUCCAUCACCUCUAACUGCUAUUGGAUAUUCCUGAACUUUCGAGAGUUCGCAGCCUCACCCUAUGAUUUCAUGCAAAUCGUGGGCAGCGCCCUCUGGACAGCACCGCACUUGAGCAACGUUCUCAUCCUAGCACUCCUAUGCGAACGAGUUGCAUCUUUUACAACGCGCUUGGCCUUGAGUCUGCAUCACAUUCGGGCGGAUCUUCAAAAUGAUGAACACAAUGCACUAGUGAGUCGAUCCCAUUCGAAAGAGCAUUUAGUCAGUCCCUUAGCUAACUCUGCUUCACAGAUCACGCAGUUCUCCCUGCAGCUGUUGCACCAGCGACUUCACUUCAGUGCCGCAGGCUUCUUCGAUGUCAACUGCACGUUGCUCUAUACGAUUGUCGGUGCCACAACUACAUACCUCAUUAUUCUGAUCCAGUUUCACAUGAGCGAGAGUAGCCUAAGCAGUGGAUCAUCAGCCGGCGUAUAGAAGAGAAAAACUAGCUGCUUAUACACUAUCUGUCUAAU